This is a messenger RNA of Helicoverpa zea (corn earworm), 2211 nucleotides long. Its product is annotated as fibrous sheath CABYR-binding protein-like. The transcript is spliced from 5 exons. Gene Ontology annotation, molecular function: structural constituent of chitin-based larval cuticle. Bases 141 to 1502 code for a protein of 453 amino acids. NCBI's taxonomy places the organism in Eukaryota, Metazoa, Arthropoda, Insecta, Lepidoptera, Noctuidae. The record is from RefSeq and is a predicted model, not a curated record. Gene Ontology annotation, cellular component: chitin-based extracellular matrix.
AGGCGCGAGCGCAGUACUGGGCGGGAAAUUGUAACGCAAACUUCUCCAUAAUAUAGUGUUGUGCAGUAUAUUAUUUGAAAAUUAAAUCGACUCCGAACAUUGUAAUAGUGAACUAGAGAAAAAAAUUACACGUUCUCAAAAUGUGGCGGCGAUUGAUAUUUAUAUUGCCGCUUCUACUAUCAGUAUCAACCAUAAGAGUACCAGUCGACAAAGAAGAAACGCCUACCGACGCGCCCAGCACCCCUGAAGCCACACAAAAUACGCCCGUGUACUACAUAACAGACGACGAAAAUGUCGACAGCUACCUCAUCCCUCCUAGCCCUCACAAACCAGAGGAAGCGCCUGAGGAAAUAGCUGGCUUACCAACAUUCCUGAUACCACCAUCAAAAGACAGACAGUCUGACUACUACGUGCCCAAGCAAUCUGCAGAUGUUCAAAGUGACUGGCUACCCAUUCUCCAAGCACAACCACUUCAAAACAAACGGAACGCUCCCACUUUCCAAAGAGUACCCUUAGAAACCAUUCCGAUUUUUUUUAACCCUAAGCAAGCCAGUGCACAGGUAUCUCUGCCUCCCGUCCCAUCAACUCACCUUGAGCCACCCUCAGUGGAUGCAGUCAACGAGUUCUUUAUAGAUGUUCCCGAGGAAGAAGUGCAUGUGAAUGAAAACAAUGAACCUAUUGAACCAUCUUCAUAUAACGUAGCUCCGCAAAAUGAAAAUCCCAAUGUUCCAAAGCAAAGUCUUAACCCCGCAGAACCCACCCUUGCCUUACAUUUGACGCCACCUAAACCGCAAUCAUUCAACGCGCCAACUAAACUUUAUCCGAAGAAAUAUGCUGGUGGAUUCCAGCCUGUUCCGAUACCCCUUGCUCAGUUUGCCGACCCCACGGCACAGGUGCCGAAAGCGAAGCCUGCGAAAUACUUCAAGCCACAAUCUAGCGCCGAAGUUGGACAGUUCGCACCUGACGAAAAGAAAUUGUAUCAUUACCAAAAGGCUGAACAUCAACGAAAACUGAAAGGAGAAGAGGAAGGUGAUAAGCAACUCCAGUCAGCUGAUGGUGUGUCAGAUGAAACAUAUGGCGAGCCUACUUCAGCCGAACAAGAAACUUCGGAAACUAACUUGAGAUACCCCGGACAUAAUGCGUACCCCAUACCUCCUCGUCACAAGCCCCAUGCUCCAGUGCGCUACGGGCCCCGGCCUGCUCCCAUUCGUCAGGCACCCGAGCCGACGCCCCCACAAGACGUGGGCCCGGCCGCACCGGCCCCCGACGGAAGGACAGAGUUUAGGAUGCACGGCAUGAAGGGACCUCACAGCUACCAGUUCGGAUAUGAUACUGGCAAAGGAAAGAACCGUCAAUUCCGAUACGAAGAACGCGACAACGAUGGUCUAGUGAAGGGGCAUUAUGGCUACGUGGACAGGGCUGGUAAACUUCGCGUUGUCAACUAUAGCGCACACCCGGAGUACGGGUUCCGUGCCGAAGAGCCCGUUGAAAAGCAAUCGUGAACAGGGAAUUUUACGUAGUUUAAUGAUAUGAAGUAGAAGUUCCUUAGUGUUAAAGUUGCCAGAUCCCUAAUUUUAGAGUGCCUAGAGUUUCGCAAGUAAGCUUUCUCGAUGCGUAAAUUUUCAUACAAUAGCAAAACUCGGCAUCAGCUCUCUGGACUUGAAGGAAAAUAAAGUAGAAUUUAAGAAAGAAAAAUCGUUUAUGCAAACAUUUAUGUACAUGCCGUUCUCGCUUUUCGAUGAAAAAUUUAGAAAACGAGAGGAAUGUUUUCCUAUUGAUAAUCUGGCAACACUAAUACUAUUUACCCCCGUCACUGUCAAACUGAACCAGUAAGAAAGAGACGGGAAUAUAGCCAAAGCGUGUGCUAAGUAACUUCUAUAAACGGCCUAAAUUGUGAUCGUCUAUGCUAUUUAUCGAUUAUAUAUUUUAAUAAUCGGGUGUACUAUUAUUGAUAAAGUUAUCUAAUCUUCAUGACCUCUGAAGAGUUCGUAUUGUAAAUAUCACUUUGUUGUAAAUAAUCGUAUUUACUACAGUACAUUUUGUCAAUGAGGAAUUCUCAUAAGACUUGAAUCGAUACAUAUAAAUAUGUAGGUAUUUAGUUAUGUUUAACUUAUAGGGUAUUAUAGGUGUGUUACCAUAAGUGUCAUAUAGUCGAUAAGAUAUAGUAAUUUAUAUGUUAAACAGAAGAAAAUAAAAAUAUAUAAUACAAUA